AUGUUCCGCGGUGUGAGAGGCGUCCAGCGGCUCGGCUGCAGCUCCGUGGCUCUGCAGAGACACCUUGUCAACUCCAAGCUCGCUAACCAGACCAGAAUGGCCAGUUCAGAGUACAGGGUUGAACGGGACACGUUUGGGGAGCUAAAGGUACCAGCGGAUAAGUACUAUGGUGCCCAGACGGUCAGAUCCACUAUGAACUUCAAAAUAGGGGGACCGACUGAGAGAAUGCCAAUCCAGGUGAUUAAGGCCUUUGGUAUCCUGAAGAGAGCUGCUGCUGAGGUUAACAAAGACUAUGGCCUCGACCCCAAGAUUGCCGAUGCAGUCAUUCAGGCUGCAGAUGAGGUUGCGGCUGGGAAGCUGGAUGACCAUUUCCCCCUGGUCGUCUGGCAGACUGGAUCUGGAACUCAGAGCAACAUGAACGUCAACGAGGUGAUCAGCAACAGAGCCAUCGAGAUCCUGGGCGGAAAACUGGGCAGCAAGGACCCUGUUCACCCCAACGACCAUGUUAACAAAAGUCAGAGCUCCAAUGACACCUUCCCAACUGCCAUGCAUAUUGCAGCAGCCACAGAGGUCCACCACGUUCUGCUGCCUGGCCUUCAGACUCUGCACGACGCUCUGGCUGCGAAGGCCAAUGAAUUCAAAGACAUCAUCAAGAUCGGACGCACGCACACUCAGGACGCUGUGCCCCUCUCACUUGGACAGGAGUUCGGUGGUUAUGUUCAGCAGGUGAAGUACAGCAUUGAGAGAGUAAAGGCAGCCAUGCCCAGAGUCUAUGAGCUGGCAGCAGGUGGCACUGCAGUUGGCACAGGACUCAACACUCGCAUUGGCUUUGCUGAGAAAGUAGCUUCCACUGUCGCUUCUCUUACAGGUCUGCCGUUCGUCACAGCUCCUAACAAAUUUGAGGCUCUGGCAGCCCACGAUGCCUUGGUAGAACUGAGUGGAGCGCUGAAUACAGUGGCUGUCAGUAUGAUGAAGAUCGCCAAUGAUAUUCGUUUCCUUGGAUCAGGACCGCGCUCCGGGCUGGGAGAGCUCAUCUUACCUGAGAAUGAGCCGGGAAGCAGCAUCAUGCCAGGCAAAGUGAACCCUACCCAGUGUGAGGCCAUGACUAUGGUUGCAGCUCAGGUGAUGGGGAACCAUGUUGCAGUUACCAUUGGAGGCAGCAACGGGCACUUUGAACUCAAUGUCUUCAAACCUAUGAUGAUUAAGAACGUGUUGAACUCUGCACGGUUACUUGGUGAUGCUUCUGUCUCCUUCUCCAAUAACUGUGUGGUGGGCAUCCAGGCAAAUACAGAGAGAAUCAACAAGCUCAUGAAUGAAUCUCUCAUGUUGGUCACUGCCCUGAACCCUCACAUUGGUUAUGACAAAGCUGCCACCAUAGCCAAGACGGCCCAUAAAAAGGGCUCUACACUGAAGGCCACAGCUGUGGAGCUGGGCUACCUCACUGAGGAGCAGUUUGACCAGUGGGUGAAGCCAAGUGAAAUGCUGGGGCCCAAGUAAACGGCAGCUGGAAACAAAGAGGAAACCUUUUCUGUCCUGUCAAAAUGGAAUAUUUCUUUUGUUUUUUUCUUUUUUUUUUCUCUUUUUUUUAACUAAGUUUAGUAUAAAGGAGAAACACUGGGUCUGGAUCCUGAAGAAUUGCCCUCUUCCAAAUACAAAUGCCAAGAGUCCUUUGUUUUUACUUGAUGAGCAUGACCCUCUCUGCAGCAACAUGGUGACAACAAUUUUACAUCUAUUCAUGAUCUUCACCUUUGCUCAGCUGAAAAGAAUUGAGACGGUUGGUCCAAAUAUUAAUUGAAAUCCUUUGACAUUGUUUUGUUUGUUUUUGCCUACUUUUAGUCAGCUGGUCUUAACAGACACCUCCAAGACAGUUUAAUGUUGCUGUGUGCCACCCCAAACAACACUAGACUGACUGUCUUGAAAGGAUUUUCAUUGUAUUUUGGACCAUUGUUUGUCCAUGAAUGGUUUCAUGUCUUAUGUCUUUGAACAAAUAAAGUACUGCACUUUUACUGAAACAAA
Molecule: messenger RNA, 2016 nt
Organism: Myripristis murdjan (pinecone soldierfish)
Lineage: Eukaryota; Metazoa; Chordata; Actinopteri; Holocentriformes; Holocentridae
Gene: fh
Product: fumarate hydratase
Exons: 10
Coding region: 1-1497 (498 amino acids)
Biological process (GO): malate metabolic process; fumarate metabolic process; tricarboxylic acid cycle
Cellular component (GO): mitochondrion
Molecular function (GO): fumarate hydratase activity
Source: RefSeq, a predicted model, not a curated record